Messenger RNA from Impatiens glandulifera, 1163 nucleotides. Its product is annotated as 33 kDa ribonucleoprotein, chloroplastic-like. NCBI's taxonomy places the organism in Eukaryota, Viridiplantae, Streptophyta, Magnoliopsida, Ericales, Balsaminaceae. Gene Ontology annotation, cellular component: cytosol. The transcript has 4 exons. Gene Ontology annotation, molecular function: mRNA binding. The record is from RefSeq and is a predicted model, not a curated record. Bases 58 to 924 code for a protein of 288 amino acids.
AUCCGGGUUAUCGCCAUCUUUAGGCAUCUUCUUUCUCUCUCUGGUUCUCCAACGAAAAUGGCGGCGGCGACUGUAAUUGGUUUAGCUUCAACUUCAUCUUCAUCUCUCUUCAUCAAGCUUACAAAUUUCUCCUCAGACCAUCGUCAAUUCACUUCCAUCUCCAUUCCAACAAACCGUUUCACCUCAAAACAAAACCCUAUCAAAACCCUAAACUUAAAACCUCAUCCACUUCUUUCUUCAUCUCCAUUCUCCAUUCUCUCACGUUCUAUCCUCUCCUGCGCCUCAUAUUCAUACGGAUCCACCGGUUCCAUCUCCUCAAACGAAUGGCCUACUGAUUCGGAAGAUGAAGAUGAAGUUAAUAAUGGCGAGGGGAGGCUUUACGUGGGAAGUUUGCCUUAUUCCAUUACUAAUUCCGCAUUGAGUGUCAUUUUUGGUCAGGCCGGUCGAGUGGCUUCUGUUGAGAUUAUUCGUGAUCGAGAAACGGAUCAAAGCAGAGGAUUUGGGUUUGUGACGAUGGCUAGCGUUCAUGAAGCGAAGGAAGCAAUUCGAUUAUUUGAUGGUUCUAAAAUUGAAGGGCGUAAGGUGAAGGUAAACUUCCCGGAGGUGCCAAAGGGAGGUGAACGUGAAACAAUGCAGCCAAAGAUUCAAAGUAGCAACCGCAGUUUUAUAGACAGCCCCCACAAGCUUUAUGCAGGAAAUCUAAGUUGGGAUAUUACUUCUGAACAACUUAAAGACGCGUUUGGGGACUUGAGUGGAAUAUUGAGUGCCAAGGUUAUAUACGAUCGCGAUUCAGGAAGGUCUCGCGGUUUUGGAUUUGUUUCUUUUGCAACUGCCCGGGAACUCGAGUCUGCAAUUGAUGCCAUGAAUGGAGUGGAACUGGAGGGACGUCCUGUGCGUUUGAAUAUUGCCGUGGAGAGAUCAUGAUCUUCUUCUUCUUCUUCAAACAGGCAUGUCUUCUCAUGAUCCCUCCAUUUCUCAUUGAUUGCUCUGCUUUUCAAUGAAUAGGAAGAUGACCAAAUUUUAAAACUAGGUUAGGUGUGUGUGCUUUGUGUAAGCAAUAAUUAUCUUAAUGUUUUCCAUUUUUAGAAGCUGAGUUUGUAGCAAGGAAAUGUCUCUACUUAUUUUCUCCAACCUAUAUUCAUAUUACUGUUUUCUUCGCAAUA